AUGAAAGACUGCAAAAGUCUUAGGAGGCUACCAAAGACCAUUGGUAUGCUAAAGCUACUUGACACACUUAUUAUAUCCGGUUGCUCAAAUCUUGAUAACUCUUCAAUAGAGGUAAUUAGGAGCAUGGAGUCUCUGAAAGUGCUUGAAUUGGAUAGAAUUCCAAUGAGUCAGUUAUUCACUCCCCACAGGGAGGUCAAAUCAGGGACUUAUUUACCAUGCUCUUUACUAUCUUUAAGUCUCAGUGGGUGCAAUCUUUCUGAUGAUGCUUUUCCUGUGGAUUUUUCUAGCCUAUCCUUAUUGAGGAGUUUAAAUCUAAGUGAGAAUCCAAUUUCUGGCCUACCAAAUUGCAUCAAGGGUAUGACAAGCAUAGAUGAGCUCUCUUUUUCAAAUUGUUUGAGGCUUGAAUCCCUUGUAGAGCUACCAAAAGUACGCAACGAGUUGAAUGUGUCAGGUUGCGAAGCAUUGGUAAAAAUAACAUAUCAGUCAAAUUCGUACGCCCAAUUUCCACGCCGAAGUGGUAAGAAUCACAGCCUAUGUGAGUGGGAAUACGAAUACAAGUUAGAACCUAUUGGAAGAGUUGAUGUAGAAAUGCUCAACCUUUUGGGCCUGAGCAAAUUGGACUUCGAAUUUAUGCCAAAUGUUCGGAUAUGCAAACCAUAUCAAGGUUACGACGUACUCCAUCAGGGCGGUAUCCAGGGACUGCAUGAGUAUGAUUGUACAGACUCAUAUAUUCGAGGAAAUGCAAGAAAGCUAGAUAUGUUCAGCACAUUUCUGCCUGGAAAUGCGGUUCCAGGCCAAUUCAGCUAUAGAACCAAAGGCUCCUCCUCAAUAUCAUUAACCUUGCCUUUGCCUUCACUUCCCGAGAUCAGAAUCCGAGGCUUUAACAUCUUCAUUGUCUAUGCAGUUUCUGAUAACGACGAUGAAAGAUAUUCUUCUAGUAGUGACCAGGGUUCAAUAACUAUCAAAAUCAUAAAUGAGAGCAAAGACGACAACUGGCAUUAUGGCCCAAUAUAUCACGGUAUUCCAGGUAAGGGAGAAGACAUGAUAUGGUUAACCCAUUGGAAUAUGAAGAAUCAAGUAAAAGGUGGGGAUCAAAUGGCUGUUUCACUCUCGGUAAAUCAUGCAAGGUUUCGGUAUCAGGUAAAGGAGUGGGGGAUCCAGGUUGUACAGGAAAAGCAAGAAGAUAAGACGUGUACCGACCACUACACCACAAAUCCCAUUUCUUUUCCAUGUGCCACUGGUGGAGAUUUGUUAACAUCUGAUGAGCCGUUGAGGGGAACAUACUUGCUGUCAUGUGAACCUCAUUCAACGGUAGAUAAAGAUAAAAAAGAAGAUGAUGAAGAAGAGGCAGUGGGUGAUCCUAUUCCUGCAUCAGCAAUGGGGGAUGGCAGCAACAACAGCGAUCGGGGUCUCAGAAAGUGGAAGGUGCUCAUCAUUGCUGCUAUCAUCCUUGCUGCUGCCAUCAGCGCUGCUCAUCGUUUUGAGGAAUCUGAUCUAGACACAAAUCUAGCUGAAACUGUCACUAAUGCAGACAAUGAAGAAGAACAACGGGAUGAAGAUGACAAGCUUGCAACAGCGACCGAUACUGACAGCAGUACCAACCGUGCGCGGGAUCCCAGAAAGUGGAAGGUGCUCAUCAUUGCUGCUGUCAUAUUAAUUCUCUGUUUAUCUGUUCGCUGGUUCUUCUUUUUCUCCGCCAGAGACAGAUACAUGGAGUCCAUUUUGGUUCCUACAUGAAUUUAUUUUCUCUUCCUUCGUUCUCUCUCCUUAUGAAAUAUGUACAUGGGAAGAAUUGAUGUGGACUUAUCAAUGUUCAUUAUGGACUACAACAGCUUAGCUAGCUUAUUUGUAGAAAAAGUAGUUCGACAAUGCUUGAAUUAUUCAACUCCAUCACCUUUUUACUAUAUAUAAUCAGUACUGAUCUAUCGUUGAUUACUUAAUUAUCCAAGAUGUACAUGAA
Molecule: messenger RNA, 1960 nt
Organism: Rosa rugosa (rugosa rose)
Lineage: Eukaryota; Viridiplantae; Streptophyta; Magnoliopsida; Rosales; Rosaceae
Exons: 4
Coding region: 1-1737 (578 amino acids)
Source: RefSeq, a predicted model, not a curated record